CAGAAGGUAAGAAACAAGUCUAUUCCGGACUUCCAAUGCCUUGUUUUUUUAUUUUCAUAUACACAUUAUUGUUAAAAAAUGAUAAUAAUUAGUAGAUUUUUAAUUAAUUUAACUAUACCAAGGGCUAAAAGCAUUUUCUUUAUUUUGAUUUUCUAGAUAUGUUGAUGUUGGCACACAGUUGAUGUUGGCACACAAGGUAUAAUCAGCAAUGGAGGUGUGUGGAACAAAUGCAACUUAAAGGAGCUUAUAGAUGUAAAUGCUCUUGACAUACCUCCAGCUCAUCCGCUUCCAGGUCAAGACAUAUUCACUCCAUAUGUUUUCCUUAGCUGAUGAGGCUUUUGGGCUUGAAACCAUAUAUCAUCAAACCUUAUGGUGGAAAUGAUUUGACUCUGGAAGAACAGAUAUGCAAUUACAGAAUUUCACGUGGCCACCAAGUAAUGGAGACAGCUUUCAGAAUUUUUUCAAACAGACUACGAGUGUUCCUGAAUCCCAUACUGUUGCAGCCAGACAAAGAGCGCACAUUAGUACUUGCUGGUUGUGCGCUUCACAACUUUUUAAAGAGCCAUGAAAACACAGUAUCAUGGCCAGUCAAUUAUGUGGACAGAAAAGAUGUGAAAAUCAGUAUCACUGUGCCUGGUGCAUGGAAAAAUGAGAUUUCUGUACAGCCCUGGACAGAUAUACAUCUUCCACAAGUGGCAACCACCUACUCCAACUUUUACAGCUCAGAGGCAAAAGCUGUAAGGGAUAACUUUAAAGCAUUUUUCAUGUCCGAUGUUGGUGCCGUUAACUGGCAACAUCGUUUUGUGUAGAUAUUGUUUAUGUACAAUUGAAAGAAUAAAAAAUAAUGUAAUAAAACAAACAUUUAUUAAACAUAACAUAAUAAAACAAACAUUUGGUUGGUUGGUUGGUUAGUUAAUUUUUAUUGGCACAAAAGCCAUGCAGGCUAUACUGCGCCACAACACAAGGUAUCAUUGAGUGUAUAAAAUAAAUAGAAAAACACAUAUAUACAAGAACAAUUUAACCAUUAAAAAGCCAAUGGUAGUAUAUAUAUAAAAUCUAAAAUA
Molecule: messenger RNA, 1064 nt
Organism: Centruroides sculpturatus (bark scorpion)
Lineage: Eukaryota; Metazoa; Arthropoda; Arachnida; Scorpiones; Buthidae
Exons: 2
Coding region: 330-809 (159 amino acids)
Source: RefSeq, a predicted model, not a curated record